Messenger RNA from Protobothrops mucrosquamatus (brown spotted pit viper), 1221 nucleotides. It is a transcript of the gene DIABLO, whose product is annotated as diablo IAP-binding mitochondrial protein. Gene Ontology annotation, biological process: intrinsic apoptotic signaling pathway in response to oxidative stress; neuron apoptotic process. Lineage: Eukaryota; Metazoa; Chordata; Lepidosauria; Squamata; Viperidae. Gene Ontology annotation, cellular component: mitochondrion. The transcript is spliced from 6 exons. The coding region runs from base 24 to 749 and encodes 241 amino acids. The record is from RefSeq and is a predicted model, not a curated record.
UGCCAUUGAGAGGGAGAGCCAAGAUGGCGUCGCCGAGGAGCCGUUGGCUGUGGCGCUGCUGCGCCUUUUUCGGACGGAACUUUCCGCUCUUCUCCAAUGUGAGGACACAGUGCGUACCUGGAUUGAGGGCACCGUGGAAGAAAAUGGCCACUCUGGGAUUUGGAAUGACCUUGGCUGCUAUUCCUAUUGCACAGAAACACGAUCCGGGUUCUCUAAGCAAUGAAGCCUUGAUCCGAAGAGCGGUCUCUUUAGUAACUGACAGCACCGGGAUCCUCCUUUCUCAAACCACUUACGCAUUAAUUGAUGCUCUAACGGAAUAUACAACGGCAGUUUACACACUGGUGUCCCUGUACCAGAAAUACACGCAUCUCCUGGGGAAAAUGAAUUCCAAAGAAGAGGAUGCGGUUUGGCAAGUGAUCAUCGGGGCCCGAGUGGAGAUGACGACAAAACAGCAGGAAUAUCUCAAAUUAGAAUCCGGGUGGAUGACAGCCCUGCGACUUUCAGAGAUGGCCGCAGAAGCAGCAUAUCAGUCAGGGGCUGACCAGGCCUUGGUGUCAACCCACAACCACAUCCAGCUAGUGAAGACCCAAGUCCAAGAAGCGCGGCAGCUGUCCCAGAAGGCCGAAACCAAGCUGGCUGAGGCGCAGACGGAGGAGCUCCUGAAGCUGAAGGAAGAGGACCCGUUGCUACCGACCUCUCAGCAGGCCGUCAGAGAAGAGACAGAGGAAGCCUACCUUCGUGAAGAUUGAGGAUUGCUACCCUGGACACGAUCCUGCUUGGUGGGAAGGGAUGGCACACAAGUGGAGGAAUAGGUGCCGCUCCGUCUCUCUGGCUUCCCCAGCCUGGUUGGCCCUCGGCUUUGAGCUGUGGGUGUUCUGUUGCCUGUGUGUUUAAAUUCACAGCUAUGCAAAUGCGAAGUAAUCCUACAAAGGGGUGAUUUUUCUGGCGCCGGAGGGCUGAUUUGAGAUGAUCCCUCCUCCGCCAGAAUCUAUAGAGAUAAUCGCACAUUGUAAUCACUAAGGGCUGUGUCUUGUGUUGCUGUUUUUUGUUUUUUUUAAAAAAAGCGAAAGGCGGUGGUGUUGUGAAGGUCAAAUGCUCUACCUGAAAUUUCAAACAUUAGUUGUGGAAAAUUUAACAGUUUGGAGGCUAAAAUGUCAUUUUUGUGUUGUUGUUUUUCUACCGAUGUACUUGGGAUCAUUCUCCCUGAGCCAAUUUUUAAAA